Molecule: messenger RNA, 1002 nt
Organism: Striga hermonthica
Lineage: Eukaryota; Viridiplantae; Streptophyta; Magnoliopsida; Lamiales; Orobanchaceae
Source: the annotation of a GenBank genome assembly
AUGUGCUUCUCUCUCUUGCAACUUCCUAGAUGCAGAGUUCACUCCAUAGGUAAUUCCCUGUGGGAUAGUUACUACAAGUUAGGUAGAACAACCGGUAGCAGUUCAUGUUACAGUGUUCUUUGUUCGAAAAACCACGACCUGGAACGUGAGUCCGUCAGGUGGACCAGACGAACCAUAAAAACUAAUGAAUCAGGAGCCAAUGACAGCUCGAUUAGCAACAAGAGUCACAUGCAUGAGAUCAUUCCCGAGAUAUGCCGUGAGUCAAAAAGCUUCAACUCAGAAACUACCAAGGAACAGAGGAGCAGGAAAGUAGGUAUUAGAAACAAGAUCACUGAGAUUACAAACACUAACUUUAGUAGGUAUAAAAAACAAACAAAGGAAGUAGAAUCUGAUGAGUAUUACAUGGAGUUGGCCAAACUAGCAACCGUCAUUUGCUUCGAUAUUGAGACGACUGGGUUCAGCAGGGAAAGGGACAGGAUCAUUGAGUUUGCAUGCCAAGAUCUUAGAGGAGGUGAAAACAGCACCUUCCAAACACUAGUAAAUCCGGAGCGCGAUGUGCCUAACGAGGAUAUUCACGGGAUCUCGAGCCGAAUGGUUAACAGACGCGACGUGCCUAGGAUGAAGGAAUUUAUUCCUAUCUUGUUGCGGUAUGUUCAAAGUCGUCAGCUACCUGGUGGAGUUGUGGUUUUUGUAUCUCAUAAUGCCCGCACUUUUGAUGUACCCUUUCUGAAGAAUGGGUUUAUUCGAUGUUCUUAUGAGAUUCCCCAAGACUGGCUUUUUGCUGACACCCUUCCUUUGGCUCGUUCCGUCAUGAAGUUGAAAGGAUCGAAAGAUCCUCCAAAAACAUCACUUCAAGCACUCCGGGAACAUUAUGGCAUUCCAUUGAUUGGGCCGGCUCAUAGAGCCCUAUCGGAUGUACACUCGCUGGCACUUAUUCUCCAGAGGUUAACAUAUGAUCUCAAGCUACCGAUGUGGGGCCUCAUUCAAGGGUCCUUUAGGUAG